GAACUGAAACAAGCAAAGUACAUAACUGCCAGCAUUCCCUUCCUGUCCUCUCUCUCUCUCUCUCUCUCUCUCUCUCUCUCAAAGGUUAUCAUGGAGUCUCUUUCCUUGGUCCUCUCCUCUUAUCCGCCCGUCCUCCAAAGCCACCUCAAAACCCAGAAACCGUCCAUCUCUUCUCUCCCAAACUCCAUUCCCACCCUUUCUUGUCAAAAUCAAACCCAAUUCCCCUCCACCUUUCAAUUCCCAUUCCAGGGCCACCCUUUGCUUCUCCAAACCUCUCCCUUGUUUCAAAAUAUAGCGAAAACCCAACUCUCCUUCACUCUAUUCAACCUCCUCACUUCUCUUCCUUGCUUUGCUUCUGAAGUCGUUGUCUCCUCUGCAGACCAAGUCUCGGACAAAAUUAACCUGGAGUCGGUCUUAGUUGCAAUUGACGACUUUUUCAACAGGAACCCAUUUUUCGUUGCUGGCUGUACGUUCAUUUGGCUGGUUGUUAUACCCCUUACCGAAGAGUACUUGAGAAAAUUCAAGUUCAUCUCUGCCAUUGAUGCGUUUAAGAAACUCCGGGACGAUCCCAAUGCGCGACUGUUGGAUAUCAGGGGCAGGAAGAGUUUGAAGUACUUGAAGUCCCCAAAUUUGAAGAUUCUGAAUAAGGAUGUUGUGCAGGUUCCGUUUUCUGAGGGAGAUGAAGAUGGGUUCGUGAAGUUGGUCUUGGAAAGCUUUGGGGACGUGGCAAAUACUGUGGUCUGCGUUCUAGACAAUUUCGAUGGUAAUUCCAUGAAAGUGGCUGAGUUAUUAUUCAAGAAUGGUUUCAAAGAGGCCUAUGCAAUCAGGGGCGGGGUCAGAGGUGAAAAAGGGUGGUUGGUGAUACAGGAUUCUCUUUUACCGCCAUCUGUGCAUAUGUAUCCCAAGAAGAAAGUUAGAACUUCUCAACAACCUGGGACAAAUGGAGGAGUUCUUCAGAAAACUGAUGAUAGAAAUAAUGCUACCUCUCCUGAUAAUACUGCUAUAGAAGAAAAAUGGAAAACUGAUGGGCAUCUAAACAAGUCAACAGAAUCCAUACCAGACAUGAGAAGUGGUUCUUGAUUAACCUCUUCUACCUACGGUAAUUACCCAGACCUGAAACAACCAUCUUGCCCUAAUCCAUCAGGUCCUCAAACUUGAUGCUGUAUAUCUCAAGCAGCAACUUCUGUUUGGUUGAAACUCAGUUUUCUUUCGUUUUUUUGAGGCAACUCCGUGUAAUGAUAUACACACAACAUAUUACACAACACAUU
Messenger RNA from Juglans microcarpa x Juglans regia, 1268 nucleotides. RefSeq names its product rhodanese-like domain-containing protein 4A, chloroplastic. Lineage: Eukaryota; Viridiplantae; Streptophyta; Magnoliopsida; Fagales; Juglandaceae. The transcript is spliced from 4 exons. Bases 91 to 1080 code for a protein of 329 amino acids. The record is from RefSeq and is a predicted model, not a curated record.